UGAAAGUUGAAUAUAGCACAUUUUAGUCUGAACUUUCAACACACACACAAACAUUCUGUUUAUAUUAAGUACUUUGUUAUAUAAGUGAUGUACGUCAAAGUAUUUUUCAUCCUAGGGAUUAUAUGCAAUGUUUGCGACGCGUUUCUUUUUGAUGAGCCUUGCAACAGGACGAUAAAAACUCCUGAAAUCGACUUUAUCAUCGGCAAGGAUUGUACACAUGGUAUGAUAAACAUUAAUCCCUCCGCCUCUGGAUCACUGUCUGCACAUAUAACCAACAAGAGCCCAAAUACCUGCAGCAACACCGUGUGUCUCAAGUCUUGCAACACGGUUUCAAGCUCCAUGUUCGCUCUACCUCAAGACCCGUUUCAAUGUUGUCAUGCCUUUCCCCGUCCAUCUAUUGACACACGGGAUUCAACAGAUGUGAAGAACGGAAGUCUUCAUAAAACCAGUACUUUUGGUGAAGAAUGGAUUUGUACACUGCCACAUACACAGCCCCGCAUUGUGAUUGACUUGAAUGUACAUACAUCUCACUGCCCUUUGCUAGUGGAAUACGAUAUUUUUGCUACAUGUUGAAAUUAGUUGUGUAAGAUACUUGAAUAAAAUUUACAUACUCA
This is a messenger RNA of Mercenaria mercenaria, 614 nucleotides long. RefSeq lists its product as uncharacterized. NCBI's taxonomy places the organism in Eukaryota, Metazoa, Mollusca, Bivalvia, Venerida, Veneridae. Bases 88 to 573 code for a protein of 161 amino acids. The record is from RefSeq and is a predicted model, not a curated record. The transcript is spliced from 3 exons.